Messenger RNA from Camellia sinensis, 2745 nucleotides. Its product is annotated as F-box/kelch-repeat protein At1g55270. The record is from RefSeq and is a predicted model, not a curated record. Lineage: Eukaryota; Viridiplantae; Streptophyta; Magnoliopsida; Ericales; Theaceae. Gene Ontology annotation, molecular function: protein binding.
CUUCCAAACCAGUUUUGUGGACUUGUUCUUUGAUUUCUUCGGUUAAGUCCACCGGCCAAAUGUCAUCAUCAUAUACCUCACCUCUUUCUCAUUCUCUCUUCCAUUAAUGGUUUAGGUUUGCUUUUUCCACCUCUCUCUCUCUCUCUCUCUCUCUCUGCCUGCUGUCUUCUCAAACAGUUUCUUGUGGCUUGGUAGGUUGUGCCGUUGGGGUCAUGGGCCCUAUUUUCCACCCAAGAUUUCAAUGGUGAGAGAAGGGGGAGUCUAUCUCUUCAUUGCUUUUUCUUUCCCCAUUUUCUUGAUGUUUCACAUUUGUGUACUAGGGUUCUUGGGAGGAUAAAGAAUUGAGUUCUAUGUCUGUGUCUCUCUCUCUGUCUCUCUCUCUCUCUGAAUUCAUGAAAUUGGUAUUUUUUGAGGUUUUUGCUUUCUGGGUUUUGAUUUUUAGACAUGGGUUUUGAAGAUUGAGCAGUGUUGAGUUUUUGUUUUGAUCAGCUUCUGUUGACUGUAUAGUCUUCUAGUUUUCUGCAUCUGAAGUAGGCUUAACCUUUGAUUCUUGAAUUAGGACUUCUCAUUUUCUUGGUGAAUUGUUGGGUUUUGGAUUGUUUUAAGUUAUUUUUUAGAUAGGAUUUGGAUUACCCGAGGUGGGUUUUCAAAUCUGAAGAGGUUGUGGGUAUCAGGUAAUCGAUUGGUUCUUUGGUUUUCCAAUCUGAGAAUUGUGAUAUUAUACUCUUCCAGAAACUCAAUGCAGGAUUCAAUUUCAGCUUGUAUGCUUGGUUUUUAAUAUUCAAGGAUGAUUAUUGAGAGAUAGGUAUUUGACAUUUGAGGUGUUUUUGAAGUUGGAUGUUUUAAGACAUGGACAGGAUGAUUCAGCCACCUUUGGUUGAUACAACAGCAUGUUUCUGUAGAGUAGAUGUAGGUUUCAAAACUGUUGCUGGAGCAAAGAAAUAUGUUCCUGGUACAAAGCUAUGUCUUCAGCCCAACAUUAAGCCAUCCAUUCAUCCUACCAGGCAGAAGCCAGCACGGGGCGACAGAAACAGGAAUCAAUCCCCUCUGCUCCCGGGACUCCCCGAUGAUCUCGCCAUAGCUUGCUUAAUCCGAGUGCCACGAGUUGAGCACAAUAAACUCCGCUUAGUCUGCAAAAGAUGGAAUCGCCUUUUGGCCGGUAACUUCUUCUACUCACUUCGAAAGAGCCUUGGAAUAGUAGAAGAAUGGAUCUAUGUCAUGAAGAGAGAACGAGACGGAAAAAUCUCAUGGCAUGCCUUCGACCCCAUAUACCAGCUUUGGCAGCCUCUCCCUCCUGUCCCAAAAGAAUAUUCCGAGGUCCUAGGGUUUGGAUGUGCCGUUUUAAGCAGUUGUCACCUUUAUUUAUUCGGCGGCAAAGACCCAAUCAAGGGUUCGAUGAGACGGGUAAUUUUCUAUAGCGCACGUACUAAUAAAUGGCAUCGUGCUCCGGAUAUGCUUCGGAGGCGUCAUUUCUUUGGCUCGUGUGUCAUGAACAACUGUUUGUACGUAGCUGGUGGCGAGAAUGAGGGGGUGCACCGGUCCUUGAGAUCUGCUGAAGUUUACGAUCCAAACAAGAAUCGAUGGGCCUUCAUUUCGGAUAUGAGCACAGCAAUGGUACCAUUUAUUGGAGUUGUUUACGAGGGCAAGUGGUUCUUGAAAGGGCUCGGGUCCCACAGACAGGUACUGAGCGAGGUCUACGAACCUGAAACGGAUAGUUGGUGCCCGGUUUAUGAUGGAAUGGUGACAGGGUGGAGGAACCCGUGUACUUCCCUAAACGGGAAGCUCUACGCGUUAGACUGUAAAGAUGGUUGCAAAAUUAGAAUUUUUGAUGAAAAGACGGACGCUUGGAGCAAACACAUCGAUAGUAAGAUGCAUUUGGGGAAUUCCAAGGCGUUGGAGGCGGCAGCGCUUGUCCCACUCAACAGGAAGCUCUGCAUUAUCCGAAACAAUAUGAGUAUUUCUCUGGUAGACGUUUCAAAAUCCGAUGAACAUCAAUGGGAAAUGAUCGGUGGAAAAGGGCAGUUGAAGACGUUGGUGACAAAUUUCUUGUCGAGUCUUGCUGGGAGGAACCGACUCAAGAGCCACAUUGUACACUGUCAGGUUCUUCAAGCUUGAGGAUUGUAAAUUAUGGCUUAGGAUCAGAGAACUCCUCGAUUGUCUUUAUAGCUCUCAUGAUUCGAAGGAAAGUGGUAUGCAUAGAAAUUGACAGUUGAAGACUUGACAAGCUGACAGACAAACCACCAAUUGAAGAACAUAUUUGGACCGAUUUACGAAAUCUUCUCUCGUCGAGUUGUACAGUUUUGCAACUGCAUGAUCAGGUUAGUUGGUUGAUAAAUCAUAUCAUAUGAAGAAGAAACUUAAGUUUUGCCCUAGUUUAGGGAGAGUGGAGAAAAUGAUAUGGAGUCCGCUUCAGUCUUCACCAUUGGUGUCAUGAGGUCACAGUUGAAUGACUAUAUAUAUAUAUAUAUAUCAGUUUUUAUCAGAGGCAUACUUUCAAGUACUUAAAACCAUUAAUAUCAACUUCCUUUUCUCUCUUUCUUUUCAUGUCUCAAAUCAUCUCUCUAUCUAACAAGAGUCAGAGAAGCUCAUUGUGUGGAAGCUGGUGGUUUGGUACAAAGAUGAGGAUAAAAGAUCCUGUUUUUUUUUUUUUUUCCUUACUUUUCGGCAACAAAUAAGAUUUGAGCCUUCAAUUAUUAUUAGGGUUAAAAAAUCAAUAUGAUAAAAAAUGAAAAAAAAGUACAUAAA